Molecule: messenger RNA, 1077 nt
Organism: Sclerotinia borealis F-4128
Lineage: Eukaryota; Fungi; Ascomycota; Leotiomycetes; Helotiales; Sclerotiniaceae
Source: the annotation of a GenBank genome assembly
AUGUCGCCAGCAUCCAAAUUCCGGUUGUCAAUCUGGCCUACUCGAAUUCGAAUUCAUGAAAUCCAAAACUCGUUCAAACCUUCAGUCUUUCAACAACAACAAUACCGAACCAUCAAACUUUGGAUGUAUGCCAAAACUGCGAGCCAAGUGGGACUACAAAAUAUCACCAACUACAGAAGAUUCGAAAUCAGCACACCUGAAUCAUGUGAGGUUCAACUUAUCGAUCCGGGGUCUAUAGAGUAUCUACCCUCUCCCCUUAUAGACGAUCCAGGAAGAAUGGUAGCUCAUGUCAUAGAAAAUCCUGCAUUCAUAACAUUGCCCUUGAAUGUGGUUAUACGUAAACAUAUCAAAGAUGGAAUAUUUCUCGGGGUCCCGGAAGAUCGUCAAAAUACAAGUCAAUAUUAUUUACAAAAGGUCGCAGAUAAAAACUAUUCCCCAUAUACUGGAAAGAGCCUGGGAUUCCCAGGGGAUGCAAGUGCGCGCAGAGUCAAAUUACUCCCUUUCCACCCAGAUCAGCCAUGGCCCCACAUACAACGAGUCCUGAAAGAAGCUCGAGAAUGGCUCCAGAGCACGCCCAGGGCGGUGAUAGAAAUACAUGUCGCUCCCAGUCGCAGCAAGGGUGCCGUCAAGAAUGAGAAGGAGGUAAAGGAAAUCCCCAGCAAAUGUUUACAUUUGCGUCCCGAUGUAAUCAAGAGGGCAAUGCCGUGGAACGUGAAGUAUGGGGUUCAUGCACAAACGAACGAUGUGGAGUAUUGCUGGGUGUUAUCACAACACGAGGAGAUGACCAGAUAUUUUGACGAUUUACGAAACGCGGUAAAGUACAGGCUAGGAAAGGAAGAGAACGCGAGAGCUAAAGUCGAAGAUCUGAAUAUAAUUCCGGAGACACGGGAGUUGGUUUCCUCACGACAUGGACGGAACGAUAGCGGGGGAGACGCUGCGGUCAAGCCUAUAGAAUGGAAGCCUUUGAGUAAAGAUGAAACAGCACAUCAUCCAGAGUUUGUGUCUCGUAGGUCCUUUAUAGAAGGAGCAAAACGGCAUCCAUCUUAUAAGCGUUUAGCAUCUAUACUAAAAGGGUAG